AUGUCGAACUUUACAGCUACCCCAGCUAGAAAAUCAGACAUAGUCUUGAGAACUCCUGAUGAUGAAUCGUCAGUAGCAGAGUUAGUACGCAAUUUUGAUUGGGCAUCUACCCCAUUAGGACCUAUGAGCAGUUGGCCUCACUGGUUAAAAGUAGCAACUGAUUUGUGUCUUCACUCCAUGAUUCCCAUGGCGUUGUUCGUAGGGGUUGACAGAAUUUCAAUAUACAAUCAAAAGUUUGCAGAGGUCAUUCAAAACGUUCACCCAGCUGCCUUAGGGAGAUCAGCACUUGAAUCAUUUACCGAGGCGAGGGAGUUCCUAACACCCAUAUUUGAUGCAGCUCUUGCAGGAAAUGGCCAACUUAUACCAGAUAUCUGUACGCGUAUUAUACGAGCGGGUUACUUAGAAGAAAUAUACACCGUUAUGUCUCUUAGUCCAAUAUUUGCAGAGGACGGUAAAGUAGCAGGAUUGAUCAAUAUCGUUCCAGAGUCAACAAGCACGACGUCAGUUGAAAGUACAUGUCACAUUAUUACUAAAAUCCUCAAAAAUAAUGUCGAUAUACCAUAUGCUAUAUUUUAUGUUGUGGAGAAUCAAGAAAGUGGAUUCGAAAACGAACCGAAAAGAGUGCGAUUAGAAGCCACGACGUUCGAUAAUAAUCUAAUUGCUGUCAAAAGAACUGAUGGAAAUGAAGAAUAUAUGUAUAUACAUGGACAAUCCAGUAGAAACAUACCAGGCCAUUUAUUAAAUACACCUGAUGUAAUACCCAUUCCUAAAUCUGAGGAAAACAUUGAGCAUCUGGACAUGUAUUCAACCACUGCUGCUCCAUGGCCAAUAGAACGCGUAAUACACCGUGGUCACAACGUAAUUAUACGAUUACCGGAUGACUCAUUGGCUGUUCUAUGCCCGGUGACUUCAAUAUCUAACGGGAAAGACUUGUUAACAGCCGUAAUGAUCUGUGGUAUCGAUAAACACAGAGCAUUCGAUAAAGAGUACAAAGAAUUUCUCCAGCUUGUCAUUAACCGCGUGAGUUCCACUUUUACGAAAGCUCGAUCGCGGGAAGAAGAACGAAGACAAAGAAACAUGUUGGCCGAAUUGGACAGACAGAAGAUUGUCUUUUUCCAAAAUGUCAGUCACGAAUUACGAAGUCCGUUGACUCUUAUGCUUUCACCUUUGGAAGAAGCAAUGGAGCUAUGUCCUAAAAACUCUCCAAUAUUAGGCAAUCUCAAAUUAAUUCAGACCAAUAACCGAAGAUUACUUAAUUUAAUAAACAACUUGUUUCAGGCAAAGGAAAGCCGACUUCACGCAUGGUUUUGCGAAACGAAUAUUGCAAAGUUAACAAUAGAAUUGGCAGCUAGUUUCGAGAGUAUGGCGAAAGCGCUUGGUCUAGAUUAUAAGCUUGAUAUCCCCAGCGAUGAAGAACUUUUCCGUCAAUUGACUCAGAAAGUAUUUUUAGAUCAGGAGAUGUACGAAAAGAUUUUGUUUAAUCUAUGUUCGAACGCGUUUAAACACACAUGGACUGGUGGCGUAACUGUUCGCUUGCUUACAGAGAAAAAAGGGGAGAGACCAGGCGUGAUUCUUGAAGUGUCCGACACAGGUGUUGGAAUACCGGAAGAACAUCUUCCAAAUAUUUUUCAACGCUUUUACCGCGUCGAGUCACAGCCAUCACACGGCAAUGAAGGUACCGGAAUUGGUCUCGCUCUCGUUAAAGAACUCGUCGAGCGACACGAUGGAGAAAUCUACGUCACAUCCCAAGUGAACGUUGGCACUACUUUUCGUAUUUGGAUUCCCGCCGGAUUUUACCAUCUUCCUCAACAGCAAGUUUAUUUUGGAAGCAAAAAAGAUAUAUGUGAAUUUGGUACAGAAUAUGAAAACCAAAUUCAUUCGGAUACAAGCCUGUAUUUGCAUAAGCGCACGCAGAAAGCACACAAGGAGGAGGAAGAGUCUAAUUCAAAGCCUGAUGAACGUGAUCAAAUUAGCUCGACGCAAACGGACAGUGACAGUUUAUCUUUUACAUCCUCACCAGUAUCAGAUGGGUGGUCAGCCUUGCAUAUGGAGCCUAGUUAUAUCGAUUUUGACAGUACAAGAAAAUAUAUUCUUGUCGUCGAUGAUAAUGCAGACAUGAGAAACUAUUUGAACACCUUGAUCAAGAAGCAGUUUGAUUGCGUUUCCGCUGCUGAUGGUUGUGAAGCUCUUAAAAUUGUAAAGAAUUCACAACGGCUGCCUGACCUGAUUCUGAGUGAUGUUAUGAUGCCUAAUAUGGACGGCUUUGAACUGCUCAAAGCAUUACGUAGCAAUCCAACAACACAGACGAUUCCUGUAAUUUUAUUAUCGGCUCGAGCAGGAGAAGCCAGCAUAGAAGGAUUGGAAAAGGGUGCGGACGAUUACAUCGUUAAACCGUUCAACGCUCGUGAACUUAUGGCUCGCAUUCAUGUGACUCUCAAACUUUCUCACGUCCGUCGCCGACUGGUUGCAGAACAACAUCAUCAAGUUGAAAUUAAGCAGUUAUUGUUUGCAAUCAGCAACAAAAUUCGUUCUGGCUUUGGAAUACAAGAAACGCUCGAUACUGCCAUCUCGGAAAUAAAAAAGGUUUUAUUAUGCGAGUCUUUACUGAUAGUGCAGGGUAUUUUUGAACAAGAGAAUAAUAUUGACUGCAAAGUGAUGGCUGCUUCACUACCUUUCACAAUUGAAGCAGAGAAUAUUGUUGGGUGUAAAUUUAGUGGUAUAAACGCUAGGGACUAUACGACGGACAUUAGCAAAGAGCUGCCAACAAAAACGGCCAUGGAUUCUUUUUCGGCAGAACCUCCCAUUCAUCACUGCGAUGGACAUUUGGCACCAGAUUCGUUGUCGGGUGAUAUAAAAAUUUGUACAGAUUGCGAAUCAAAAAUUCUCAAGAAACGCGUGUCCUUUCUCAGCGCAGCUAUUUAUCUGAAAUCAUCACCGUGGGGAUGGAUAAUCGCAUACCGACAACCGUAUCAUAGUUGGACAGAGUCGGAGACGAAUUUCUUGCAUCAGGUUUCAAACCAAUUAAGUUUAGCCAUCGGUCAUGCCGUCCUCGUCGAAGAAAAAUUAAAACGUGAGGCACAAGUGAAGGCCAUGAGAGAGACAAAUAGAGCAAAGAGUCAAAUAUUAGCCAAUACAUCUCACGAACUUCGUAAUUUAUUGGGAGCAAUUACUGGAGCACUUUCUGCCUUUGAAGGAACACAACUGACAACCGAACAGCGAGAUAUGGUUGAAGUAAUGUCCCGCGCAUCUGACGUUGUUAUAUCCGUGGUAAAUGAUAUCCUAGAUGCGGCCAAAUUGGAUGCGCAUAAGCUUACAUUGAUAAACCGCGUCUUUGAUUUAUGGGCGCUCGUAGAAAAGACUGUGACAUUGUUUGGUGAGCGUGUUGGCGCAAAGGAGCUUGAAUUGGUCGUUCUAUAUGACCCGGAGACUCUUUCGAGAUAUGUAAAGACGGAUCCGGAGAGACUGCAACAAGUGAUAAUGAAUCUGUUAUCUAACGCGAUCAAAUUCACAGAUAAUGGUGAAAUUGUGAUAAAGCUAUCAAUAAAAAACAGCGAAGAUAUGGCAAUAGAUGAUGAGUCUGAUAUUAACAAACUUUUGUGUGUAGAAAUAUCUGAUACCGGUGCCGGCAUUGACCCAGCGUCGAUUCAUCACAUUUGGGAGAACUUUUCACAAGGAGAUGCUUCAAUGACUCGCGGCCGAGAUGGAACAGGCUUAGGUCUCUCGCUAUGCAAAAGUCUAGUUGAGCUAAACGGUGGUGAAAUCGGUGUUGACAGUGAAGUUGGUAAAGGAAGUAAAUUCUGGUUUACGUGGAAUAUUGGGAAUAUAUCUUUACCGUCAAUACCAAAGCUACCAUCCGGAAAUGAUGAUACAAAUUUACAAGGUCAACCAAAACAGGCUGAAAAUGUCCUUAUAAUUGAUCCUGUGGAGGCGGCAAGAUCAGCUUACGCGAUGUUGAUUGAGGGAAGUGUCAAAAAAGUAUAUGCCUAUGCAGAUCAUACAAGCGCAGUCGAAGCAGCCAGAGAGUACAAUAAGAAACAUGACGGUCCUAUAUGCGAUUUGGCAUUUUUGAGCGUGAGCAAUAGUAAUGCUAAAGACGUUGAGAAUGCGGCCAAGGAGCUUAAGCGUAUUUGUGGAAAUGGGUUGACGAUUGUAUUGAUGGUAUUUUGGUCAAUCGAAGGUUACGCACUUGGGAAACGUAUGAUCGAGAGAAUAGGAGCGGAUGUUGUGGCUAUUAGCAAACCAGUAAUGCAUAAGCGUAUGAUGGAGUGUAUUUCUAAUUUUGGCAUGUUUUUGGUGAAGCCCGGAGAUGAGAACUACAAGGAACCGGAAAUAAAUAAUUUGUCAGCAUACAGUCAAUUCUAUAAUCAUAAUCGACCUACAGUCUGUUAUCCAACGAAAAGAGAUAGAAACGAACCAGUUAUAGUUCGAGGCGUUCUGCCAUCUUUAGAGGAGAGCGAAGCCAAGUCUAAAACCGCACUUGUUCCAAUGAAGAGAUCGGCGUCUAGCGAACUGAAGGAUCAAUCCGGUAAUGAAGAAAAAGCGAGCAAGUUGAGCAGAAUUGAAAGAGCACCCAAAUGUAUCCUCUGUGUGGACGAUAAUGCGAUCAAUCAAAAAAUUGUCAAAGCACAGCUGGAUAAAUUAGGGUACCAUUAUUUAACGGCAGAAAACGGCAAGGAAGCUGUUGACUUGGUACGGACACAGUAUGAAAAGAGCUUAUCUUCCUCGGCAUCCGAUAUCCAAACUAGUAGCAUGGAUAAUUCCCAGUCGUUAGAGUCCAAACUGAGAAUAUCGUUGAUUUUGAUGGAUUGCGCAAUGCCUGUAAUGUCGGGGUUUGAAGCAACACGAGCAAUUAGGUCGUUAAAUCCGGAACUUCGGACGCUUCCAAUCGUUGCGUUGACUGCAUCCGCAAUAGCAGAGACGCGCGAACAAUGUCUAGAGGCCGGUAUGAAUGACUAUCUAACCAAACCACUCAAGAUAAAACAACUGAGGGAGAAGCUGAAUGAGUGGUUGGGCGACAAUUAA
This is a messenger RNA of Paraglomus occultum, 5022 nucleotides long. The record is from the annotation of a GenBank genome assembly. NCBI's taxonomy places the organism in Eukaryota, Fungi, Glomeromycota, Glomeromycetes, Paraglomerales, Paraglomeraceae.